Cylindrotheca closterium is the source of this 1083-nucleotide messenger RNA. NCBI's taxonomy places the organism in Eukaryota, Bacillariophyta, Bacillariophyceae, Bacillariales, Bacillariaceae. The record is from the annotation of a GenBank genome assembly.
AUGCCAGGCGAGUGGUCACAUCACGAUGCUUGCUUGAUUCUAUACCCGCACAAUCCCAAGACUUUUCGGUUGGUGCGCGUACAAGAAGAAGUUAUCAACGUGACAAGGGCAAUCUCCAAGGAUGGAGAGGAACCUGUGUUUCUACUAUGCUACAACGACGAACAAGCCUCCGAGCUCAAGGAACAAAUCGGUGAAGAAGGCAUCCGAAUUCAUACGUGCCCGAGUGACGACACUUGGGCCCGCGAUACAUGUCCAACACUGGUGUGGAAUAGUGACACAAAACAGAUUGAAGGCUUGGAUUGGGAUUUCAAUGCGUAUGGUGGACCCGUGGAAGGGUGCUACUGGCCGUGUGACAAAGACCAGCAAAUUGCCAAGAAAGUCUGCCAGGAUAUCUUGAAUGUAAAGUGUCAUGCUAUUUCAAUUGUACUGGAGGGUGGAUCGAUCCAUACCGACGGGGAAGGCACUUUACUCGCAACUGAGGAGUGCCUGUUGAAUCCGAAUCGAAAUCCUCAGCUACCGAAAGUUACAAUCGAGACCACUCUCAAAGGUUGUUUAGGAGUGUCAAAAGUGAUUUGGUUGCCGCAUGGUUUGGAUGCCGACGAAGACACCAAUGGGCAUGUUGAUAACUUUUGUUGCUUUGUCAAACCUGGCCAUGUCCUCUUGGCAUGGACAGAUGACAAUGUCAAUGACGCAGAAAACUACAAACGAUGUCGAGUUGCAGAGACCGUUUUGUCAUCAACCACAGAUGCCAAAUAUCGAAAACUAGUCGUGCACAAACUCGGUCUUCCGCCACCACUGUAUUACACAAAAGAAGAAGCAAUUAGUCUAAGCAACGAGAGUGCGGAAGCUGUUGGGAGGGUCGAGGGUGAAAAGAUGGCAGCGUCAUAUGUUAAUUUCUACAUUGCCAACAAGGCAAUAAUCCUUCCUCAGUUCGGGGUCCCAUCCGAUUCAAUCGCCUGCGACACCAUCCAGGCGCUGUUUCCGAAUCGAAAGGUUGUCGGUGUUGGAAGUCGGGAAAUACUGUUGGGCGGUGGAAACAUACACUGCAUCACUCAACAAGUACCAGCACCGUGUUCACGAUGA